Molecule: messenger RNA, 327 nt
Organism: Aspergillus nidulans FGSC A4
Lineage: Eukaryota; Fungi; Ascomycota; Eurotiomycetes; Eurotiales; Aspergillaceae
Product: DNA-directed RNA polymerase III core subunit RPC11
Exons: 4
Coding region: 1-327 (108 amino acids)
Biological process (GO): termination of RNA polymerase III transcription; DNA-templated transcription
Cellular component (GO): RNA polymerase III complex; nucleus
Molecular function (GO): DNA-directed RNA polymerase activity; nucleic acid binding; zinc ion binding
Source: RefSeq, a predicted model, not a curated record
AUGCCUUUGACAUUUUGCCCCAACUGCAGCAACGCGCUGACUAUUUCGCGCGCUGACCCUUCGCCCAAGUAUCCUCUUGGGAUCAACCGUUUUGAAUGCCGUACAUGCCCGUAUCAGUAUGCUCUUGAGCAGGCCUGGUUCGAAAAGACACCCAUGAAGCAAAAGGAAGUCGAGGCUGUAUUCGGAGGCAAGGCCGAAUUCGAGAACGCAGAUAGCAUGGCCACACAAUGCCCUGCGGAAGGCUGCAAUGGCGACCGUGCGUACUUCUUUCAACUACAGAUUCGAAGUGCAGACGAACCGAUGACUACAUUCCUGAAGUACGCCUGA